Morus notabilis is the source of this 612-nucleotide messenger RNA. Its product is annotated as nuclear transcription factor Y subunit B-3. Gene Ontology annotation, molecular function: protein heterodimerization activity; RNA polymerase II cis-regulatory region sequence-specific DNA binding; DNA-binding transcription activator activity, RNA polymerase II-specific. Lineage: Eukaryota; Viridiplantae; Streptophyta; Magnoliopsida; Rosales; Moraceae. The transcript has a single exon. Gene Ontology annotation, biological process: regulation of transcription by RNA polymerase II. The record is from RefSeq and is a predicted model, not a curated record. The coding region runs from base 1 to 612 and encodes 203 amino acids. Gene Ontology annotation, cellular component: CCAAT-binding factor complex; nucleus.
AUGGAAAGCAGAAGCCCACUAUCUCUAAAGACGAACAAAGAACAAGACAGGUUUCUUCCCAUCGCAAACGUUGGUCGGAUCAUGAAAAAGAUGAUCCCUGGCAACGGGAAAAUCUCCAAAGACGCCAAAGAAAGCGUCCAAGAAUGCGUCUCUGAGUUUAUCAGCUUCGUCACUGGCGAAGCCUCCGAUAAAUGCCAGAGAGAAAAGAGGAAGACCAUCAAUGGAGAUGACAUCAUUUGGGCCAUCACAGCCCUAGGUUUCGAGCAUUACGUGAACCCUCUUAAAGUUUACCUCGAAAAGUACCGAGAGAUCGAGGGAGAGAAGCUCAAUAACGUUCCGAAGCAACAGCGAGCAACGGAUUAUCAUCAUCAUCAUCAUCAUCAUCAACAAAUUAGGGUUCAACAACACCAUAAUGCACAACUGGAGGUGAAUGAUCAAGAACAACAACAAAUUAGCCACGUUCUUAAUUUCGAUAAUUUGUAUUCGCCGACGAGUCUGAUGACUCAGUCAACGCCUUUCCUAGCUGCGGAUCAGGCGGCGUUCUCCGGCUUAUUGCCUGCUUUUUCGCCUAAUUUGAUUCGGAAACAGUUGCAGCCACAAGAUGUGGACUGA